CAUAUGGUUGACUCUCUCCUCUCCUCUCCCCUUCUUUUUUAAUUUCUUCAUCACUCGCUUCAUUUCUCUCCUCUUCUUCAUCCUCCUUUAUUGAACCAACACAACUUACAAGGAAACUGUUGAAUCUAUCUCUCUGUCUGUAUUUAAACGUCUCCUUUGACCUUUUUUUAAACGAGUACUUAUUAAAGUGUCUUUUGUGUUUAACAACAUGGCGGUGGAGCUGAUGAUGAGCAGCAGCAGCUACGGCGGAGUUAAAGGAGACGGCUUCCCUGCAAUCUCCGCUGCGGUUAAAAUGGAAGACACAGCUCUUAGAGAAGCUGCUUCCGCUGGGAUUCACGGCGUUGAGGAGUUUCUUAAACUCAUCGGUCAGACUCAGAGUCAACCCACGGAGAAGAGUCAGACUGAGAUUACGGCGGUGACUGACGUCGCUGUUAACAGUUUCAAGAAGGUGAUUUCUCUUCUCGGCAGAUCUAGAACAGGGCACGCUAGAUUCAGACGAGCCCCCACCACCACCGCGACGCAGACGCCGUUUAUCAAGCAAACGGCGGUGGAGGAAGAGGAGGAGAAGAAGCCAGAGACAACCGCCGUGUUUGCGAAACAGAAAACAGAGCAAUACCACGCCGGUGGAUCUGCGUUUAGAGUUUACUGUCCAACACCGAUUCACCGUCGUCCCCCUCUAUCACACAGCAAUCAGAACCAAACAACGAAGAACGGUUCGUCUUCUUCGUCUCCUCCGAUACUCGCAAACGGAGGAGCACCGUCAACGAUAAACUUCGCGCCGUCACCACCAGUCUCAGCGACGAACUCAUUCAUGUCUUCUCAUAGCCAUAGGUGUGACACCGCCGACACUAGUCACAUGUCAUCAGGAUUCGAGUUCACUAACCCAUCUCAUGUCUCUGGUUCGAGAGGUAAACCUCCUCUGUCAUCAGCUUCGUUGAAGAGAAGAUGUAACUCAUCUCCUUCAAGCCGUUGUCAUUGCUCCAAGAAAAGGAAAUCAAGAGUCAAAAGAGUGAUUAGAGUUCCAGCGGUAAGCAGCAAAAUGGCUGACAUACCAUCAGACGAGUUCUCAUGGAGAAAAUAUGGUCAGAAACCAAUCAAAGGCUCUCCUCAUCCUCGGGGAUAUUACAAGUGCAGCAGCGUGAGAGGGUGUCCGGCGCGUAAGCAUGUAGAGCGUGCACUGGACGAUGCGAUGAUGCUUAUCGUGACGUACGAAGGAGACCACAACCAUGCUUUGGUGCUCGAGACGCAUCAUGACAAAACUCUUUAAUCCCCGGUCGUUGCCGUUCUGAGUUUGAAAGCUAGUGUCAAGUGUGUGACCACUAAAUCCAGAUUAGUCAACGACACAGUGGGCCUGCACUGCACUUUAUUAUUCUUUCUUCUUUUCUUUUUUAUUAUUGAAAGACGUUUUGAGAAGGAAAAAAAAAAAGCUUUUUUGCUU
Messenger RNA from Capsella rubella, 1438 nucleotides. Its product is annotated as probable WRKY transcription factor 7. Bases 209 to 1267 code for a protein of 352 amino acids. The record is from RefSeq and is a predicted model, not a curated record. The transcript has 3 exons. NCBI's taxonomy places the organism in Eukaryota, Viridiplantae, Streptophyta, Magnoliopsida, Brassicales, Brassicaceae. Gene Ontology annotation, molecular function: sequence-specific DNA binding; DNA-binding transcription factor activity. Gene Ontology annotation, biological process: regulation of DNA-templated transcription.